GCACGAUGCUCUAGUGAUGCCCUCAAUUGAGCUUCUACCCCUAGAAAUGCCCUCGUCCCCUCUCAGUCCACCCCAGACGGAGAGGAACCCGCACUCUCCAACAUGGGGGCGACCAACAUCCAGGACGCAAAGGUCCUCAUCUCAUCCACCAGAGUCAUAGACAGAACCAAUGGUCUCAAGGAUCUCAUCCACAUCCUUAAGCACAACCGUGGCAAGCCUAGUCUCGAGAAUCUGGGAAACAAAGCCUACCUUGCGCUUUGCGAAACCCUGUUCCAGUGUAUGCGGGACGAGCGGUCGUCAUGGCUUCGUAGCAGAACCAAGUCCGCGAAAACCUCAGUCCUCCUGCCUCUCUCCGCGACUGCUCUCCGGCACAUCAUAAUUUCUGGCGUUCGCGCAAUCAAAAGCUCGACAGUCGAGUUAAUCGUUGAUCACAUAGUCGACGUGUUGCCGGGGAAGGGUGGGGCGCUUGUAAAACCGCUGCUCGAAGACCUUCCCAAGGCUCUACGGGCGCUUCUGGAAUACCAGCCUCACGUCGAACGUCUUUCGCGGGAGUGUUGGGAUGCUGCCGUGGACUUCUGCAUUGAAUCGCUCUCGAGCUUGUUCACAGAGCCCGACCUGGGACCUCCAAACAGCUGGACGAGCACCGGCCUCUCGUCUAGCCGUGGACGUACCCCCAGUGAGUCGGCUGACACAGCAUUGAAGCCCGGCGCAAGGACAAAGUCAAUCCCCGACGAUCUUGUACACACGGCGGAAGAUUUCGUGAAUUGUAUACAGUUUCUAACGAGAAGCUCAAACGCCCCGGUGCUGGAAAAGGCCGGUCAAAUAUUGUCAACCUUGGUUCAGUUUCUGGAACGAAAAAUUGGCCGUGGAUACUCAGCCGCAUUCGUUGCAAUCAACUCCAUCUUAGUGCGGACAACUCUUCACUCCACUGACCUAACCAAAAGCACCAUUCGAGACCUAUUGCCCAUAAUGAAGUCUAUGUGGGCUGAUCCCUUUCUUAGGGAUGAGAUCUUGAUCACUCUAAUGCGCACAGAAGCGCAUAUCUCGAGCAUGCUAGCUGAAACGCACGAGGAAACUACUAGUUCCGAGCUCGAGGCUCUCAUAGAAACAAUCUACGGAGAUUACCGGCGAAGACAAGAAAGCUCGGCCCUUCAAUAUCUCGAAGACCAUCAUCUCUGCUUUCGACAUAUAGGCAAAGCUUGCAAUGAUACUCAUCCGCUAAACACAUAUGCAUUCUCAAUGGGGCCGGGCAAUAGCCGCUGUGAAGGUCUUUGGACGACAGUGUCUGCUAUUGCUCACUUCUCCUUCAUACUCGACGAGAGGAAACGCAAAAUAUCUCAAGAACGAGAAGAUAGGGAAGAGAUACUGAUAAAGCGACUGCGAAUUACCCAUCAUUUUCAAGAGUACCUUCGCCACAUCUAUGAACCUAGAUCCAGUGCGAAAAGGGCUGCAUUACAAGUCGUUGCCUUCAUGGCCCAAGAAGGCCCGUUGGACACGGAGGACCUUAAACAGAUGUUGGAGAAGCUCACUGUUUACAUUGCAGACGAAAAUCCGGCUCAUUCAACAUGGGCAAUGAUAGGGCUAGCAGCGGCGGCCUUUCAAAAGUCUGCUAGUCAUGUUUCUCUAUCGCCACUUUGGAUAUCGGCGUGGCAAAGUGCAUCUCGAGUUAUCACAUCGAUCUCUUCGUCCAGAGCCGCAUGUCAUUUGCUGAAUGUUCUCCUUCGGUUGGAAAUCGUUCCCUAUUCGGCGAUAUCUGACAUUGCUCAAAGCAUGUUACUAUCCAUCGAGCUCAGUGGGCCGGCGUUACUCACAGAAACUAGUUCCUCUUUGUUGGCGACCAUUAUACAAGAAAGAACCACCGAAAACCCAACACUCUUUAACCAGACGGCGGAACGCAUCUUGAACUGGCUAUUCACCAAGUGGACGCCAAGCAUGUUUCCGGAGAGAACAUAUGCUUUGUUAAAUGCUCAUCAUUGUGAUGCUAGAGAUAUAUUACGUUUACUCCAUUCCUGUCUCGAUCGGCCUUUUACUCCUAUUGAUGCUUCACCCUUCAUGGUGCUAGGCCCAAUCGCGCAGGCUCAGAUUCAGACUUCCCAAUACAAGAAGCUUACCCACUACCUGCUUCUACUGGAUGAUCAAGAGAAUUUUCAAGUAUCAGUGGAUCUGAAACGCGUCCUCAUAGAUUCCACACCUUCGGAGCACCAUCCUAUGCAGCUGGAGACCAAAUUACUCGAAUUCUGCAUUUCCGAGCUAGAGAAGACCCGGCAACGUUGGAGAGCAUGGUCUAAGGAGAGUCCGCAAGGUAUAACCUCGGACAUGAUGCGUAUCAUUACAAACUUCUGCAUUGUCGUCUCAGCUGUUGGAUACCUCAGCGAUUCUGAUGAUCGUCGCACCCCAAGUCUUGAAUCUUCCGUCGACAGUCUUACACAAUCGUUCGUGAGCUUCCUAUCUAGACGCGACAUUGAGCAAUACAAAGUAGACGCAGUCCUAGAAGUCUGCACACGCAGCCUUCCCGACAUUCGCCAAGUGAAGACGUUGUCACGGGUAUCAUUCAAAGAAGCAGGAACCUUCCUGCUCGCUGUCUAUCUAUCUAAAACUCUCGGAGAUCGAACAGAAAUGAAAGAAUCCUUCUAUGCUGAAGAAGAUGAUUUCAUGGAUAUUGACGAGACUCCAAAUUCCCAACCGGGUGGGGGCGUGUUCAACCCCGAUACUGAGGUCCCUCGACAUGAUGUUCAGGCCGAAACUGAUGCCGCGGCUCUCCGCUCAUCUUGCUCGGCCUACAUUCAUCUGAUCGCAUCUUUGGACGAUAAUCUAGACGACCAGUUGGACGUGGUCCCUACCGGGUUCGUUGAACAUCUAGUGUCGGUUUCAGAGGCUGAACUACUUCGCUCGCGGCAAUUUGUACGAGCCCUGUUUUCAACAUGCUUCCAGUUUCAAAGGACAUCGUGUUUGAGGCUUCUCGAACGACUUAGUGAUGGCCUUAUUGAUCCCUGUGCACGAGAAUUUAACACUUCCGAAGUAGCAAACGGCAUGGUGGUGGAGGUAUUGGUUGGAACUAUCCUUGUUUGGAGCCCGAAGCCUAAUGACCGAGAAGCCCAAGACUUAUACGAGAACGCAGAAGCGAUGUACGCGUAUUAUAUCAAGGGAAUGGAAAAAGGUGGAGUAAGGAGGUCACCAAACCUUCAAAAGGCUAUCGCAAACUUCCUCCAUGGCUUGCUCAAGCACCAACCCGACUUCAGCCAGAACCGCAAAUCUCCAUCUGUUCGAACGAGCCUCUUUGGCCUUCUUUCGCAUGGAGAGAUUACAGUGAAAUACCACAUUGCGGAGCGACUGGCAAAUAUUUUUGAAGAUUUCAUUUUGUCUGAACACGACAAAAUCCUACAAGAUGUUGACGACAAUCUGCCUGGUGACGAUGAUUGGAUUGAAGGGAUUGCCAUUCGAUUGCUAGUACUAGCCAGGCUAGCAUCUCGAUGGCACACCCUUUUGCGACAAACUGUGUAUCGCAUCUUCGCAACAGCGGGCUCAGUUGAGCGCGCAGCAAGCCAUGCACAGCGGUGUAUUUUCGAAGUAGCAAGAGCAAGAGAUUUAGCAGAUCCACAGGCACUCUUCAAGCUUUUCGCUCCUCAGAUCAUCUUCACAUGGUUAGAUCGGAAGCGGAAAUUCUCAGAAAUACCGUUUCAAACUUUUAACUACCGCAAACUGGACGACCUUCUCCGUGACGUCGAGUCCGAGGCUGUAGGGCAAGCCAUUAUGCUUGGACUGAAAGAAGAGGUGGGCUACUUAGCCCAACAACUUGGCACUAUAAGCUCCGAUAUAUUGAUGAGAAAUAUUGGUAAAGCAGCUGCAUAUACCCUUUCUUGGGACACAUGCAAAGGUUUUGCUCGCAACAAGUCUGACGCGAGCAACGCUAUGCUUCUGCGCGAUUUGGUUGGACCAGAGCAAUAUUCUUCGCUAAUACAGGACCACUUCCCCAGAGUCCUGGGACACAUCUUGCAAACGGUUGAUCACGAAGAGCGCUUCAGUAAAACUCUAGAGAAACGGCCUGCGUUCACAGCCACUGCGAAAGCGCUCACCCACAUGACCACUAUCAGCCACUCCAGUCAGGAACUUGAUCUAAAAAUCGAGCCGUCAUUUUCUGCUUUCUAUCUGAUUGACCAACUUGAACGUCUGUGCCGUCGCACUGGUGGUGACCCGGUACGCUUUUGGACGCCGAGCAAUUUCACUUUUGUAAUGCGGAUGCUCCUGGACCGUAUUCAUCCAGCUCUUGGUUCGAUUCACGCUCGGUCCAUCAUCCGUAAGGUCCGUAUCCUCAUCGCCCUUGCAGGAGAGGUCGCCUAUGAAGGGUAUCCUUUGCACAUGACUCUUCAAUCUCUACGACCAUUUCUCACAGACAUACAAUGCGCAGAGGAUACGCUAGGAAUCGUGCAGUAUCUCUUCGAACACGGGGCUCGCUAUCUAAGUUCUCAGCUCAACUUCGUAACCGGGAUUGGCUUGUCUAUCCUCAUCUCUAUUCGAGAAUUCCUUGGAUCCUCCCAGGAGAGCACUACCCAGCAGUCUCAACACACCGCAACGAUGAACAAAGCGCAAAUGUUUCAUGCAUGGUUCACAACAUACCUCGAGUCACUCGCCAAUACACUCGCCUCUGGUGGCUCAAAUUCUGCCGUCAAGGCAUUCAAGUCAAUUAUUACAGCGGCUUCUCGUGUCCGUACUGAGGGUAAUUCAAUAAAAGGUAGUGACGAGAGUAGGCUACUGCUGGAAAUACUAGAUGACGUUCGGUCUGAUCGAAGACUUCUCAAUAAGACCUCACGAGAGGUUGCCCUUGGGCUCCUUUGCCAGAACUUUCAGCCAGCACUGACCGCCCGAGAAGACGUCCUCGGAUCAGAUGCGGACGUAGUUGACUAUGCACCCCAGGUAUGGGAAUCAUGUCAACGUAGUAAUAUCGGUGAUGGCUAUCUAUUAUGGGCAGCUAGAGUCUUAGGCCGGACCUUCAGUGCUUGCGGAGAGGUGAAGCGAAGUGCAAGACUGUCCCGCCCCUGGUCUGGCCAGUCUCAUUCCCCGAGAGCAUCUCUAGGUAAGAGUUCGCGUGCGGCAAUCGUCAAGAAUAUUAUCGACUUAUUCUAUAGCGAUGAUCGUAAGGAGGUGAGCCUGGCAGAAGAUGGAGUACGGUUGCUCAUAUCCCGCCUCUCCUCGGAUGACACCUAUGUUGGAGAAUUGCAAAAGACAGUACCGGUACCCAUUGGCACCGCCCUCAAUCUACCUAUGCCAGAGGAACCCGAGCCCAGGUCAGUCGUACAUACUGAGACGCUUGAGCAGAGUGCAUAUCCUUCUCAACCCAAAUCCGUAUCUACAUGGAUUCAAGAUCUCGCCAUUUCACUGUGCCAAGUAGCUGCGCAAGAUCCAAUUCUAGGCUCAUUGUCCCGAAUCCUUCAAGGCAUUGAAGGUAUGGCAGAACUGCUAUUCCCUUAUAUUCUCCAUCUCGUCUUACUACAAGACUUCGAUGGAGAAAGGGUUGUUCGGGGUACUAUGUCUGAAGCAACCAUGUCAUGGUUUAGUAACUGCGAUUCGACUACCGUUUCAUACGUGCGAAUCCUGAUUGAGGCCAUUCUCUACCUCCGCAGCCAGCCUACCCCGAAAGAGGUAACCCGAGUCGACCGUGAUCGAUGGGUGGAAGUGGAUUACCUAAAAGCGUCCCAAGCUGCAACAUUCUGUGGUAUGUACAGAAGUGCGCUACUAUUCGCAGAGACCUCAUCAGGUCAGCCAAUCGUCAAGAGCACUUCAAGACGAUCAUCAAUACUAGUAGGGCCGCCCAAACUUCCAGUUGAGCUGCAGCUUUCUAUUUACAAAAAUCUGGACGAACCGGACUCAUUCUAUGGAGUAGAUAGGGGUUCUAGCCUGUCUUCGGUGCUGGAUCGCUUGGACUACGAGGGAGAUGGGGUGAAGAGCCUUUUGUUUCGCGGAGCUCGCCUAGACAGCCAGAUUCGGCGAUCUAAUGCGAUCGAAUCGGUUGAUUCUCGAGGAAUGGUUAAGUCACUUAUAUCACUUAACAUGAACAGCAUUACCCACUCAUUACUUUCCAACGACCAAUUCAAGGAUAUUGGGGACGAUGUUGUUGAUAGCACUCUCCACACUGCACGGAAACUUGGUCAAUGGGAUAUCAAAGCUCCAGAAGGGAACCAUACCGAGUCGAGUACACUCUUUAAGGCAUUCCAGAGCUUGCACUACGCCUCCGACGCUUUGAGCGCCAGGAAGUCGCUUAACCGACAAUUCUUAGCCACCAUGAGUUACUUCUCCGGUCGCGACAGUUCCUCUACGUCGAUGAAAACUCCUCUGCGAACGCUUGCCGUGUUGACAGAAGCAGACGACAUUGUCACUUGCACAAACCCGGAACAUCUCCUCGAUAUUUGGGAUCAAAUGAAAGGUCGGGAGAAAUGGAUGCGAGCAGGAGAAUUCGAUGACGUUCGACUACUUUUGUCUUGCCGAGAAACGCUAUUCAGCGUACUGAGUACCAACCCCUCGUUGCUAGAUUCACUAUGUGCACGCACUGGAACAGUUCGUCACAUGGAAGUGGAAGCGCUUGUCUCGUCAUCAGCUAUCUGCAGAAAACAGGGGGCUCUUCAGGAAUCUCUGGCGAGUGUUACUUAUUUGUCAGAUAUCGUGCAGCAAUGCAAGUCGGUAGGCCUUGACAUUGAAGUGGCCGCGCAACACGAGGUCGCCAGUGUUCUUUGGGAGCAAGGCGAGGCCGAAACAUCCAUUCGAAUGCGCCAGCAUCUUAUCGAUAAUGCCAAUUUUGAUUCUCAAGCCACUAACAUCAGUCUACCAGUGUUGUUAGCGAAAUUGGGUCAUCAUCUGGCUGAAGCUCGUUUGGCCAAACCUGAUACCAUUAUCAAGGAGUACCUCGAACCGGCGAUUCAUGAGCUGAAAGGACAAACACAAGGCACAUACCCAGGGCAAGUCUUUCACGAAUAUGCCCUCUUCUGCGAUAAGCAAUUACAAAGCCCAGAGGCCGCUGAAGACAUUGCGCGUAUCAAGACGGUAAUGGACCGCAAGCACCAGGAAUGGCAAGACUUUUUAAAGCUGAGCCAAACGGACAAGAGCAAGAGUAUGAGGGAAACUUACCGACGAAACGCGCAGCGAGCCCAAAAUUGGUAUAAUCUCGACCAUGGUGAGUAUGAGAGGUUGCGCAAAAGCCGUGAACAAUUCUUACGUCAAUGCUUGGAGAAUUACCUCCUCUCACUCCAAGCGAGCGACGAGUACAACAACGACGCUCUCCGUGUCUUCUCCCUAUGGCUUGAGUAUUCAGAUAUGCCUUUAGCGAAUGAGGCUGUUCGAGCUUAUCUCUCAAGAGUACCCAGCGGUAAAUUCGCCCUCCUGAUGAACCAACUAUCAUCCCGACUACAGGCAGAAGCGACCGACUUCCAGAAGCUCUUGUUUGAGCUAGUGUUCCGAAUUUGUGCUGAGCACCCGUAUCAUGGUAUGCACCAGAUCUUUGCUAUUCAAAUGAAGGUCGGUUCAAUUACAAGAGAGGAUGUCGUCCGCUCAAAAGAUGAGUCGGCGAAGUCUCGACAGCGGGCUGCGGCUCAGAUCGCCCAGAUGUUAGGUAGCGACAGGAAGGCAGGGAAGUACUGGAAUGUGAUAUAUCAAUCAAAUGGACUCUAUCACAACCUUGCCAUGUUCAAGAACGAACAGGAUAACCGGAUGGGCAGAGACAUCGCGCUGGAGAAGUAUGGAGAGUCGAAGGCAAUGCUUCAGAAGAUUCCGCCGAUGGGGGUCCCUCCCGCCACACUAGCAAUUGAGGUUCGUGCCAGUUGCGACUACAGCGACUUGCCCAAGAUCGUUGGGUUCAAACCAAGGAUGACAAUUGCCAACGGCCUCAGCGCACCGAAGAUCAUCACGGCACUCGCUUCUGAUGGCAGGCCGUACAAACAACUUUUUAAAUCCGGCAACGAUGACCUCCGGCAAGACGCCAUCAUGGAGCAAGUCUUCGAUCAGGUGUCUCGUCUUCUGAAGAACCAUACAGCGACACGCAUCCGCAACCUCGGAAUCCGCACCUAUAAAGUCCUCCCCCUCUCCACUCGAUCCGGGCUGAUGGAAUUCGUACCAAACACCAUGCCACUCCACUCGUACGUCAUGCCUGCGCACGAAAAAUACUAUCCGAGUGACUGGAGAUCAGAACAAUGCCGCAAGGAAAUCGGGAAAUGCCAAAACGACUCACUGAAUACACGGGUCAAAAUAUGGCAGAGAGCAGCAGACAACUUCCAUCCUGUCCUACGCUACUUCCUGCUCGAGCGGUUCGAGGACCCCGACGAAUGGUUUGAACGACGUCUAGCAUACACACGAUCCACAGCCGCAAUCUCCAUCCUCGGCCACGUUCUCGGCCUCGGAGAUCGCCAUUGCCACAACAUCCUCCUCGAUGAGAAAUCAGGAGAAGUCGUUCACAUCGACCUCGGGGUUAGUUUCGAAGCCGGACGCGUUCUACCUGUUCCUGAAGUGGUGCCUUUUAGGCUCACCCGCGACCUAGUCGAUGCAAUGGGGUAUACGAAAACAGAAGGUGUGUUUAGGAGGUGCUGUGAAUUCACCAUGGACACACUUCGGGAAGAACGCGAGUCGAUUAUGACGCUGUUAAAUGUCCUGCGCUACGACCCCCUAGUUAACUGGAGCGUAACACCUACGAAAGCAAAGAGGAUGCAAGAAGGGCCCCAAGAAACGAACGCAGCAAAUGGCGCCGGUCCGAGUAGAGCGGGAAGCGUUAUGCCUGGUAGCACCCCUGGCCCGGCAAUGGCGAUUGGAAUAUCGGGUGUGAUCGACGAUGGUGGGGAACAGAGUAACAAGAAACGAGAAGAGCAGGCGGGCGAGGCGGGACGGGCUUUGAGUGUGGUGGAGAAGAAGUUGAGUAAGACAUUAAGUACAAGGGCGACAGUUAAUGAGCUUAUUCAGAUGGCGACGGAUGAGCGGAAUUUGGCGGUGCUGUAUUCCGGGUGGGCUAGCUAUGCUUAGGAGGUUCGGUUUCGACGUAUUUGUGAGAGGUUGAGACGACGUGAAAAGGCAUGUAUAGAGAGAGCUAGAUGUAUGUGUAUAAUCUUGAGGUAUGAGUUCGAAACGUAAACUAGGUAGUUUAUAGUAGCCACGUAGCGCUUCGCAG
Lindgomyces ingoldianus is the source of this 9139-nucleotide messenger RNA. RefSeq lists its product as uncharacterized. Gene Ontology annotation, molecular function: protein serine/threonine kinase activity; protein binding. The transcript is spliced from 7 exons. Lineage: Eukaryota; Fungi; Ascomycota; Dothideomycetes; Pleosporales; Lindgomycetaceae. Gene Ontology annotation, biological process: DNA repair. The record is from RefSeq and is a predicted model, not a curated record. The coding region runs from base 103 to 8994 and encodes 2963 amino acids.